Tetrahymena thermophila SB210 is the source of this 5679-nucleotide messenger RNA. RefSeq lists its product as hypothetical. The transcript has 12 exons. NCBI's taxonomy places the organism in Eukaryota, Ciliophora, Oligohymenophorea, Hymenostomatida, Tetrahymenidae. The record is from RefSeq and is a predicted model, not a curated record.
AUGUUUUAGUCGUAUUUAUAGGAUAUAGAAAAGGAAAAUAAUAGCAGCAUAUACAAUGCUUAAGCUUAAUAAAAUUCUUCAACAUAGCAGAGUAUAUGGGAUGAUUACAUAGACCGCUAAUUGGAGCAUUUGGUUGUAGAGUAUCAGUUUGAUUUUGAUAAAAUAGCCCAAAGACUAGCAGGUGUUAUAGGCGAUAAAUAGCAACAGAAGGUUAAUUUCGAUACAUGCAGAUAGAGAUGGAAAUAAUUGCAUUUGAGGCGUUAUGAAGAUAAAGAUAAAGACCGUCUUGAUAGAGUAUCCAAGAGCGUUAUGAAAAUGGAGGAUCCAAAUAAUGCACUUAAAGUUUAAGAAUUGGUUGAAAAAUUACCUAAAGCAAGACAAAACAAAGACUUUUUAAAAAUAUCAGAUGAAGAAAAGCUUUAAGCAUUUUACCUAAAUGAUAAAGGAGAAAAAAUUCAACCUACAACUUUCAAUGUUUUGAAGGAUAGCGUUAUGGGUAUAAAGGAUAAGACAGAAAGAGAAAGGGUUUUUAAAAAGUAGCAAGAAGAGUUUUUUAAGAGCCUUGAAAAAUUAGCAGGAGAAUAAGACGAAGACAUGUUCACUAAGCCUCUAAUAUUUAGAGCUAAGUUUACUGAGCCUACUAAUUUUAAUUUUAUUGUAGAAAGAGAAGAACUUACUAGAGAGUAGGCAUAAAGAAUUAUGUCAUAAAAAGUUUAGAUCAAAGGUGCUGGAUUAGUCCCACCUGAACCAGAAAUGGGUAUUAAGAUGGACAACUAUGUAAGUAUGUUUGCAAGACCUGAUGAAGAAGAGGAGGAAUUGAAAAAGAAAGAUUAAGAGAAAGAAGUCUAAGUUAAUUAGUAAAUUAUGCAAGAUUAGUAAGAGACAAAGGAAGAAUAGGAAAGAGACUAAGAAGAGUUGAAGAAAUAGAUGGAGUUAACAGAAGAAGAAAAGAAGAAACAGCAAGAAUAAGAGGAAGAGAAAAAGAAAAUUAAUGUAGAUUUGUACUUAGCUGAAAGGGGUUUAAAAAGUAUUGAUGAAGCUCUCAACUCCUUAGAAAAAAUGCGCUCUAAAGUUAAGGUCAACAACUAUUUCGAAGAGGCUUAAACAGAAGAUAAAAAGCUAAAAGAGUAAAAAGAAAAGAAUCAGCAAAAAGUUGAUAAUGAAGAUUAAAUCAGAUAAGAAAUAAUCAAACAAGGUUUGGAAUAACUAAAAUAAAAAGAACAAGGAGAUUAGCUUGUUUAGUUCCAUGAAAAUUAAAUCAAAAAAGAUAUUAAAGAACUUAACGAAAUCAUAGGUGACAAUAAAUCCAAAAAUGUAAAAAAUUAAACUUAGCAACCAAAUAAGGCAGUAGAAGAAGAAGAAGAAAUUAUUCUUGAAAAGAAAAAUGAUUAAAGUAAAAAAGUUCCAACUAAAAAAGGAAUUUUCUCACAAUUUGCUGAAGAAGAGGAUUCGGGAAGUGAAGAUGAAGUUGGGAAUGAUGAAGAAGAGUUAGAUGAUGAGCUAUACUUAUAAGCCUAAAGAAUCGGAUUAAAAUCUGAUGCUGAAAUAGAUUUAUUUAUCACAAAGAAAAAGGAAGAAAGAAAAGCGAAUAUGCUUAAUAAGAAGAAAGUUUAGUUUUCAGAGUUUUCAGAAUAAAAGUAAAUUUCAGAAGAUACAGACGAGUUACUGGCAAAAUAAGAGAAAUAAAUAAAGCAAAAGUAAUAAUUUUUAGAAAAGUUGAAAAAGAAAUCUGAAAAUGAAGCAGGGGAAAACGACGAAUCCAAUUAGGAAGGAAGUUAGAACUGGAGGGAUUUAGAAUUUAGUGCUGGUAUGGCUUUUAAAAGAUAAUUAGAGGAGGAAAAAAUGCAAAGAAUGAUUAAGGAAUAAUUCGAAGAAGAGUAAAGAAGAAAGGCCGACUAAGAAAGAAUUAGAUAAAUAUAAGAAGAAUAUCACCUCAAGAAGCUAGAUAUUGAAACUAAAAUCAAAUUAAGAGAACCCUUAAAUUUAGAAAAGGUUAACUAAGAAAAAUGGAAAGAAUACAUUGAAGCACAACAGAAACGCAGGGAGGAAAUAGAAAAGGAAUUUGAAGAAAAAUAAAGGAUUCAAACAGAGUAGGAAGAAAAGGAGUAAAAGGAAAAUUUAAUCAAAGAAAAAAUUCACUUCUUUGAAUAAAAAAUAAAAAAUUUCCCCUCAAAUGACCCAUUCAAGUGCUUCUUUGAUGAUUAGGUUAGUUAUUUAUCACAAAUAUCCUCUUUGCCCUCUAAAAUAACUACUAAGAUAGCUGACUUGAAAAAAUACGAUAUUUCAAGAGAUGGAAUAACAUCGAGAUAUUAGAUUUUGAUCUUCCCUUAUCUAGAUAAAUGCCAAGAAUUUGUAUUUUAGUUCUUAAGCUUCUUCUUGAGAAAUAGUUUCUUUAGAUAACCUCCUAGUGAAAAGGAAUUGGGGGAAAUAGUAAGUGAAAACCCUUUAGAUGAAAUACCAUGCUAAAGAUUAAGCUCUAAAGGAUUCCCAUUUUGUCUAGUCAGCUUCUACAUAGGCAGCCAUACAAGUGAAAUAAAUGAUGAAUAAGACGAAUAGUAUUUGAGUAAUUACUUAAACGAUGCAAUUAAGUUCGAUAAAUUAAUAAACGAUGAUAAACUUUAAAAAUCUAUUUAUCUUUUCUUUGAUACCUAUAUUGGUAGAGGUUAAGAUACACUUUCUAAGCAAUUAGAUCUUGCUUUGACAGAGUUCCUAAGUGAUGGAUGCCUUGAUCAAGCAAUCAGAAAAUAUGGUGAAAAAGUCAUUAAUAGAGACAUGAAAUUAAGCGAUUUUAAGACUGCUUACUAUAAAAAUAUGGAGAUUGCUAAGAAAUUGUUUAAUGAAUCUAAUACUUUCCAUUCUAUUUGUCCUACAAAAACCUCUUAUCAUCAAACAAACUAAUUAGCUAUCCACUAAAAUAAAAAGAAAUAAUUAUUACCUACUUCCCCAUCUAAUUCUCCUUCUAUAAUAAGUCACUCUCAUGGUAAUAAAUGGGAAACGUCUGUCAUCAUAAUUAGAAAUUAUUCUGAAAUUCAAAAUCCUUCUGCUUUAAGACAAUAAUAAAAUAGAGGAGUUGAUUUUUCAAAUGCUUCUGAUUUAAUGCAAUAGGACGUAACAACUGAAUAAUAUUCUAAUUUGAGUGAAUCCUUAAGUAAUUUAGUUCCCUCGCACACUGAAAUUUCUUAAAGAUAAAAGCAAUAAAUGACUGAUGUAAUCCACUACACUCUAAACAAAUUAUAAGAAAAGGGAAUAUAAAUUUUAGGUAUGAAGUCAUUCUUUUUCGAUUAAAAAACAGUGUAAGAAUUCAAGAGCUAUGUUGAAAAUAUUAAUUUUAAUACCAACACAAAUUAACCAAUCGUAGUUAUUUCUGUUGCUGGAUUCGAUCUUCACUCAAAAUUAAAAAAAAUGGUUGGAUCUGAAGAUGCCUAAUUGGCUAAGAGAGUAGAGCCAAAUAGCUUAAAUGCUCUAUUCAGCACAGGAAGAGAUGAUUCAAUUAUUAUUCCUUACAAUAAAGCAUUAAGCAGACGUUUAAUUAGCUAUUUCUUUUGUGGUAGAUUGGAAAAGAUUUAAACAGUUUAAGAUAUUCAAGUAAUUGAAGGACUUACAAAUAAAAAAUAACUUUACUUAACAAAACCUAAACCCUUUAACCCAGUAUUUUUGCUUAAUAGCUAACCAAUCAGAGAACAUAUAUGUUUGCUCAGUUCAAAAUUUUUACCUCAGCAAUUUUGUGAAGUAAUUCGUAAAAUCUAGGCAAGAGGAUUUGAAUUACUUAAUAUCCGUGUUAUUGAUAGUUCAAAUCUUUCUGCCAUAUUAAAAAAAGAUGAAGAUUUUUCUGCUUUUAUUGAGAAUGAAAACCUCUAAGAAUUGAAUUCAGGUGAAAAUGACUACGAAAGAAUUAAUCUAGUUCUUCAUAUUUAAGGAGCAAAUAUUUCAUCUCUUAGAAAUACAUUAUUAAAUAAAAUUAUUGAUUAUAAUCCUUUCUUACAUCCUUCAAAAAGAGAAAUAUUCUAUUAUACUAAAGACGAUUUAUCACUAACCUUGUUGAAGGAUAUAUUCUUUAAUCGUCAUAUUAAGUCUAACUUUACUCCAUCUGAAAGAUUCCCUCUUUUUAUAGCUCUCUGGCCCUUCCUAAAUGACUAUGAAGAAAAGGAAGGCUUAACAGCCUCACAGGCAGUGCCACUUGGAAAUGAUCUUAAGAUUAUGUCCUCUUAUGGAUUAGAACUACUUUCAGUAUCAAAAAUUUUUAAAUCCUAAAUUUAGCAGAAACUAAAUACUUCUAUUGAAGAAGAAACUGAACACGUUGAUCUAAAAUCUAUAUUGCACUAACUUAUAUAAAAUAAUAUCUAAAUUAAUAGCAUUACUAAGAAAAAGCCAGAAUUCAGUACAUUCUGUAGUCGCUUAGGCGAAGAAAUUUUGUCUUAAGACUUUUAUUUAGCCGUGUUUAGGUACUAAGGAGAUAGAUAAUCUAAACAUUUAGACAAGUUAUUUACAGAAGUUCCAUUUGUUCACUCAAACAAAACAAUCAAUGAAUCUACUGUAGUAACUCAUGGAGCUAAAUAAACUCCUCACACUUAAGCUAAACCACUUCCAACAGAAUUUUUAACCCUCUUUUUCCUUGAUUCAUCUGCUUAACAGGUUUCUAAUUUUACAAAACUUCUUGGUAUAGGAGCCUUUGAUGAUUGGAGCUUCAAAGGUAGUUUUAUUUUUGAUCUUCCUUCUAGUGGAUAUACAGGUGAAAUAGAAACUUUAAUUAUUUUAAGUGAAGAUGUUGUUAAAACUUUACUUCUCGUAGGAUUAGUAAAGAUAAUUGAAAAUAAUUAAUUCAAAAUCAAAAGCUUUUUCAAACACAGAUGCUCAAGGGAGUUUUCUGAAGUUAUAUAAGAAAACUUACUUUAAGCAUUUUCAGGCUAUGAAUCUUAAAUGCACGAUUAAGGAACUAAGCUGUAAAAAAUAAAAGCUUCUCUUGAUAACUUAAUGACUAGAUUACAAGGAGAAAGCAUGUACUUCUUAGUUCUUUCUAAAGAAAAUGGUAUUUUCAAUGGCAAAAAAAUAUUAUUCGAAUUAGCUGAAAAAUACUCAGUUUUUAAGAAGGAGACUAUUAAUGUAGAGAGUUCCACUGAAUAUAUGCUCGAUAAGGGUAUGUAUUGUAGUUUGAAUUACAAAUGCUAACAAAGAGAAUUUAAAGAGCUUUAAUUUAUGUCUCAAUAGAUUCUUUCAAUGGCUCACGAAAACAACUAAGAGCAAUAAGAUGUCGACAAAAUGUAUGACAAUCAGUUAGUAAUGGUCAUUAGAAUUGAUUAAUAGAUCUAAUUAUAUGAAGUAUUUAGAAAACUGUAAUCAGACCUCAAAUUCAAAAUAAUUCACUUCUUAGUUAUGAGAUAAUUUGAAUGGACAGAUAUUUAAUAUAUAUCAAGCCACUUUACACCUAAAUUUGAAGCUUAGCACAUAUAAAAAUACUUUGAAAUUAAUAAUGAUGGAAUUUACUGCAUUGUUCAUCUUGAUAGUAAAAAUUCUGUCAGCCUUUCAGAUGCAUUUGGUACUUUACGCCUUAACGAAAAGGGAGAAUUUAAAUAAGUUAUUAGAAGUUCUUUAUUUGGAAAACAGGAAGUCUUCUUCAUAUAUACUAAUAAUCCCUAACAUGUUAAGAAGUUAUCUGCUUACGCAUUUAAAUCGAGUGAGUGA